Molecule: messenger RNA, 8456 nt
Organism: Amoebophrya sp. A120
Lineage: Eukaryota; Dinophyceae; Syndiniales; Amoebophryaceae
Source: the annotation of a GenBank genome assembly
CGUCAGGGUCAAUCGAAUGGACAAGCUACGGAAGGAGCAGAUUGGAGCAGGUACAGCAGCGCCGACUCGUGGACCCGAGGGCGCUCAUCCGAAAAGAAAUCGAGGGACGAGGAAGCUGUGGAGCACUACGGGUCCAAGCAAAGCAGUGGCAAGCGGGCGCAAUUCACGGCCGACGUGGAGUUGCAGUCAUACGAAUACCCGAGGGAAACAUGGCGGGGCUGCAUCGACGCAAGCAUCAAGGAGAACGGCCUGCAGGUUUGGAGAGCGGAAGGGAUGAGCGACGAGGCAGCGAGACCAUUAGCGGAAAGAACAUUCGCGCCCAAAGUGCGGAUGAAGCGAUCCUUAGAGGUCCGCGGGAACAGCGAGAAGGCCCAGCGUGCGAACCGGAUGUGGGGCACUAGGUUUGCGGAACAUGGUACUGCGUAUCUGUUUUUAUUGUGCUUGUCUAAAAAGGAACGCAAACGCAUGCACAUGAAGUGAUCUUCGUCUUUUGAUGGAACAAUAUCGCGACCUUCCGUCUAGUAUCUUGGAGCCUGUAGAAGUUAGUAUGUAGUGAGGUCACGAACGUUCUAAUCUAGCGAUCUUUUUGACAUGUCUUAUCCAAAACGACCGGCAGUUUUCAAGCGGCCGGAAGUGUUUUUGGGCAUAAAAAAUUUUCAAUUACUAAGCGGCCGGGGCUUUGCCAUCAAACAAGCCCGAGCGGAUUCUAUCGAUUCCCGCUUGAUAAAACGACGCCGGGGAGCCGGCAAAAGGGGCGCCCUUCUGAGGCGCCCGCCGCCUUGGUUUCUGGCGGUUUCGGGCGCCCAAAAAGGGGCGCCCAAAAAGCAGCAGUCCGAAAAAAACAGCGAAGCCGCAUGGUAUGGGCCCCAUUUUGGCCCACAUUCGGGCCGCCCAAAAGACGCCACCGAAAUCAGCCAUUUCAGAGGCGGACGCAAGGCCAGAAGAUGCGGCAUUUUAACAAAAAAAACCAAAAAAAACAAAGUCCGCCAAAAGCACAAAGCGAAUCCGCAUGCUAUGGGCCCGAUUUGGGGGCCGAUGGGGCCGACCCUGGGGUGGGGCUUGACGGGGCCAUAGCAUGCGGGGAAGGUUUUUCGAUUCGAAACCAAAUGGAGGCCAGUUCUGGGUCGUCAUUUUUAGCGACCGCCGUGCCAUCGUGCAUAACAUUACUCGCGAUGGCAUGGUGGGCAGAGAAGUCGCUUGUGUUUUUGGCGUGAAGACAAAAAAACCGCCAUGACCUCACUACCCCCGCUGAGGCGGCUAUUAUUGGUAGUCUUGCUGUUUUUCCUUUGCAUCGGACAUAGCUGUGGUCGGAUGCAGACCGCGCAUGUCCAUAAUUCGAGAUGAUAAAAAAACAGCGAACGGACGAGCGCAGCAGCAGGAUGAAGCACUCUCAUGGGCAGAAAGGGAAGAUGACUACCAGCGGAGCAAAGGUGCUGUUGAGACGAAUGGACUACAUCGCCGAAUGGGGCCCACGACUGCGCUGUGCCGCCCAGACUCUACUGCGGCACCACCUCCACCACCGGAGCAGUUAUCAUCUGUUCCAGAAUGGCAGAAAGAGCAUUCGACAACCAGCACCCGUCCGAAAACUCGCCUGGAAGAGCUUGCGGACGAUGAAAAAGAAGCUUCGAUCCGCGUGCCGGAGAUCAUCGCCUCAUCAAAGGCACAGACGCGAGGAGAAACAGUUGAGCUGGAGGUCGCAGGCUCGUCACCGGAGGACGCCUCGUCUGCGGAUAGCCUCAAAGCUGCUGCGAUAGUAGCAACGAAGACCAGCACCGAAAAUAAGACGAGCAGCAAGAGGACAAAAGAUAAAGCCAAGGCGGAAAAGAGGCACGGCACCGCGGGCGAGAAACAAAAGAGCCCUGGCUGUGCUGGUGACGGUGCCGCGGGCGGUGACCAACAGGCAAAGCGUGGGAAGAGUGAGCAGUUUUUGGAAGCGCUCGAGAGCCUGCGGCAGGAAUUCUUGGCGCAAAAGGCGGAAGAAAAAGAGGGCAAAACUGCGGAACUGCAACGCAAAGUUGCCGAGCUCCAGAAGAAGGAGGAGCACUGGAAAGCAAAGGCGCAGAGCGAGGCGCAGGAGCGAGAGGACGGCGUGAAGGCGAGGCUGGAAACCGAGGCGCGAGAACGAGAAGAGUAUUGGCAGGCGCGGGAAACGCGAGGUCUGCAACUGUUGCAGGAAAAGAGCGCAAUCAUUGAGGACUUGAAGCAGCAGCUGCAAUCGCGCGAGCGGGCGACAGAGCUGCAGCAGCAGGCGCACGAAAAAAUCCUGCGGGAAAAGGAGCAGCUGUUUGAACAAAAGUUGCAGCAGAAAAGGGCAGAGGACGCGCUCGCGUUCAAGGAGGCUCAGGCGGAACUGCAAAGUAGGUACGAGACCGCGAAAGUGAUCGCUUGCCAGCUAUGGACUUGAAAACAGUUUUUCCUGCAGCUUCGCAUCAGAAGUGGCCCAGAUGACGAAAGAAACACUCGAAUCCGGCUCGUGAUUUCAGAAUUGACUCUCACGCACACGAGAAAUGUGAAAAGCGGGUGAGGAGGUAGGUGGUCUUGCGUGCCCGUCCAGCGCAAUUUUCGUUCAUUUUUGAAGCGUUUGAUUUUGCAGUUAGAACUUUGAUAGGGAUUGCUAAAGCAGCCCCACAUAGAAGAUGUCGUGGCCAGCAUGCCACUCGGCGACGAGCAUGUGCAGAGCGAGUUUUUUGCAUUCAUUUCAGGCAUUACUCACUUGACAUUUUCCAUCUGGCUUCCUGCAAGACUUCUGUUUUCGAUUUCAGAAACCGACGUGAAGAACCGAAUGGAGCAUCUGGCCAAUCAGCACAUCCAGAGCGAAGCACGAAGAAUCGAGAUGGCCUACAACCUGCCGGCGCACCAGCUUUGUCCCCGCAGCUUCUACGUCGGUGCCGACGCAAUGCAACUCCUGGACGCUGGGAAGAAGGAACUAGGCGCACUAACCAUGAUUAGCCAGGAACCUACGCAGCACCAGCAGCUGCAACAAGACGAGGAAGAGACGACGAACGAAGCAGAAGUUCAACAAUCUGGGUUUGCGAGGAGUUGCCUUGUGUUGCAGCGGACCAAAAGUUAUGGGAACAGCUCCUCUUCAUCGUCGCGCCUUGUCUUCAGCGAAAAGGAGAAGGCUCUGAUGCGGAAACCCCUGGAAUGGAUUCCCAGCAGCGUUGACCAGCAAAAUGUUGACGACAUGCGCAAUUUUGUCUAUCUUGGACUCGAGAACGCUUCCGAGGCCUGGCUUUUGAAAAAAUGGCCAGAUCGUUUUCGCCGAGCCGAUGUCGCAAGAGGCAACAGGGCAACUUUCGACGUUGUCAAGGCGCUGCCGGAUGCUGUAGCUCUGAGCCCGCGUUCAAGCCACGGCGUUGAAACCUCUUCUUCAGACGCGAAAGGGAGCGGCACCUCGACAUCGUUUCCAAUCACUUCCGGCGGUGCGGUCGCCGAGGGGGACGCGCAAAACUUCAGAACAGCAGCAGUAGGACAGCAAGAACAGGCAGCGUUAGAGCCUUCGCCAGUAGCAUUUUUGUGCGAGGCAAAAUUAUCGGAAGAGGACGAGAAACUGAAGGCACAGGCGCUGGCCAACGCCCGGCGAAUAACUAUCGAGAAACUGGAACUACUGCUGCGGGCCCGAUAGGCAUUACAAGAGUAUCGCGCCCGUGUAGAGAAAAAAACCACCUCAGUUGUAUUUGUAUUUUGUGUUGCGCGCAUAGGACAAAGCAUGGGGGGCGCGGAGACUCCGCGCUCCAUUACGCUUAAACCAUGGAGCCAGAGUUUUUCCGCGGCGUUUGACGCCAGGCUUGGAAGACGGGGACUUGCACUAAGCAUCCUAUUAAGUCGCUUGGAAACUUUUCUGCAUUUUUUUCACACGUCGAGUGCGAUGCAACCUUUUGCUUGGGAUACUGAAGGGCAGACGGUGGAACAGCAGGAACACUACCGUUCGCAGCGGGAGCGGCACGAGCAUCUUUCUGCGGCGGAACAGGCCGAGCUCGCGUGGUGGACGAACCAGGCGCGGUCCGAGGGAGUGGUUUACCUUCCGCGGUCAGCGGUGAACCCAGACCUGUUUUACUGCCCGGAGCGGGGCUUCGAGGUCGCACAGCCGCUGGCGUGCACACUUUGCCGCAGUUUUAAGACCGACGACCCCAUUCUGCUAGAUGAGUCCGUGACGGCGAUCCGGAAACACCUCGGCAAGAAGGAACACAAGGAGCAGGUCGCCUUCCAGACGAUGAAGCGAUCGACAGGAGCAACGUCAAGCACGUCAACCGCGAUCGUGUCCGUGGUCGGGCCGACUUUCGGAAAGUUGUGCAGGCCAAACGGGUCGUGGAAGAGGGGGGCGCACGGUCGCGAUUUUGGACCCGCAGCGCGGGAGAAGUACCCGUUCAUCGAGCUGAACCCAUACACCGAAAUCACGGACCAGAGGGCCACAACGCGAAAGUAUUUCCAAUGCCCGGAAGUAGCGGUCUUGUGCUAUCCGCGAAGGACCAAGGGCGCUGCGGCUUCGGCACAAAGUGAAAUCAGUGCGGGCUCCAGUUGCGUGCGGCAGAGAAAAACACUAGCGGAAACAGAGAACGAGGAAUCUGACGCGAUUCAUGAACUGCGGAGCGAAGAACCUGAAGCGGAGCUGGACGACGAGCAGGUUAAAGAAAUAGUGUGUCGCCCCGCAGUGCCAGAACGGAAUUCCGAAGGCACGAGGUUCUUCCCGCCGGCGUUUCGCAGGUAUUUUUUGAACUUUCUGCUCAUCCUCGAAAUCGUGGCUGCCAUUUUUUUCCACUUUAUGUAUAGCAUGUAGUUUCUAUGGGGUCGGUCCUCGUCCUCUGCUAGCAUCGCAGUGGUAUUUUUUCACUGUAACUUCGCAACUUCCGCUCUUCAAGCUCUCACAUUCCCAGCUGGGUGGGCAUACCCAUACCAGCAUUUGCUGCAAGUAGCGCAAGCGCGGUCGUCGAUGCGGCUAGAUCGCUUUCUUUGUGUUUUUGUUGUGCAAUUGCAACAAGAGUGCCCGGCAGAUAAAGUGAAAGAUGUUAUAUGGGAAAUAAUUGGUCCUCCUAGGUAUCUUUCGCGCGUGGAGCUGCUCGACACGAUCAAGAACUCGCCGGACCUGUUCCAGGACUCCAGUGACCCGGACACGAUACACGAGUGGGUCGCCUUCGACGAGGAGUGCCGUCCGUACUGCAAGCUGUUAUUACAGUGAAAAGUGCCCCCCACCCCCAAAGUUGCAAAAAUUUGUGAUGCGAAGUUUCCAAAUGAAAACUUUUUGUCAUGCAUGAAAGGAGUAUGAAUCUUUCUGAUGCAGAUUCUAGUCGUGUUUCGCAUCGCUUUCAUGACAAGCACCGCUCUUGCUGGGAUCUUUUGCAAUACAAAUUUUUGCUAUUCACGAUCGGAAAUCUGUGAUGCUGAUACAUGCAAGAGGGCGAAUGUUUCAUUUGGAAAGGUUUGCAAUACAAAUGCUUUCAAGUUCGGGGGUGGGAGCAUUUUUCAUUGUAAUAGCUGUGCUUCCAGUUUCACGUGGCGCGCAAGGAGAAGACCGGCGAGGACCAGGACUACGCCGACGUGGCCCACUUUCCCUUGUUUGCGCCCGGCAGCUACGGGACCUCCGAGGAUUAUCUUGCGAUCCCCACGGACGACGAGGAGGAUUCGGAGGCGUCGUCGUCCGGGUCGGAAACCGACGGCAGCAGCUCGGACGACGGCAGCAGCAGUUCGGACCAGGAAGACGACGAGGAGUCGGAAUCCGACCACGAAGUAGACCGUGGCGAUGUACUGUUAAAGAAAGUAAAAACAAAAGCACAAGAAGUAGCACGAAAGACGAGGGCGGGGGCGCGCAGGAGAAGCCCCACCUCAUCGCUCGCUGCGCACUCGCGAAGCAAUUUUCACAGUGCGGACAGGGGGGGAAAGCACGGUAGUGGGGCACCGACUGGGAGAGCGCGGCGCCGCUACGCCGAGAAGAAGUCCACCCGGCUCGAGCAGAGGCACUUUGCGCAGCCGAAGUACACGGAGCCGCGGAUCUUCGUGCGCGGGGAGGUGGUCGAGGACGAGGUAACUUGCAAGAAGAAAGAAAAGCGGAUGUCGCUAAUCCAGAAACACAUGAACUCCGAAGAGCACCGCAGGCGGGUCGUGGAGCUGAGCCAGCAAAAGCAGUGGAGCCUGGCCGGGAGCAACAUCAUGAGCUCGACGAUGAACGAAGGCGCCCCCUGGCUCGUCCAAAGACCCUGCUACGGCGCAAAGCUCGGGGUCAACAAGUAUGUGCGGACCUGGUGCCUGUUGUGCAAAACACUUGCCCCAGAGGGAACGCACGGGGGCGCGCCCGAUCCCGCGCGGUGCGAGGCAGCGCUGGACACCGCAACGCACAUCGUUGCGCAGCAAGUAGGUAGCGCUGGCAGUUCCGGUCAUGCAACCACGACGAAGGGGGCACUGAUGCUGCAGAAUGCGCAGAACCGAAACCAGAGGAAGGCACUGAAAGAGACUGCGAACAAUGCACGACACGUGGAGCAGCUACAGGCGUACAACACCAGCGAGGAGUACCAGCAAAACGUGCAGUCUGCCCGGACGCUCGUCGUUUUCUCGCUCCUUAAAAUGGGCAUUGUGUCGGUGGACUCCCUGGGACUGCAGCAGGGCGGCACGAAGGAAGAAAUGGCGCGGCUGAUCAGGGAGUGUGAGGAGAGUCUGGAAGAGGACGCGGCGGCCUACUUUGAUCGGUGGUGGCAGAAGAAGUAUUGCCAAAUGAUUGGCACGCACAUCAAGGACGCCGCUGUGGAGGUAUAAUUCGCACUAAAAUGCACCUGCAGUCUUUUUACAGUUUCUAUGUGUGUUCUUGCGGUUGCGUCAGCGUUUUGUGAAAGCGUCAGAAAUAACCGGUGACAGUAAGGCGGCACACUUGUAAUAGCGGACUGGUACCGUUAAAGAACCCCUGGUACAGCUGUGAAUUUCAGCUGAUGUUGCGCCGUGACCAACGCAAGAGUUCGAAGAAGCGCAUAUACAUAAAGGAGUAGUUGUAGUUGUGUUUUUCGUUUUGCUGUUCGUGUCAUCGGAAUAGGACGACUAUAUGUCGUGUGUCUUGCUUUGUAGUGAUUGACAUCUAUAACUCCCUAAGGUACGGUACCAGCCGGAGAUUGACUACUUUGCCGCAAAGCGGAAACAAGGCCAAGAGGAGCGGAAAAAGGCAAGACAGCUCGCGCAGCAGGAGCGCCACCACGGUAAGGGGCCGGGUUCUGGGCCUGCUCACACGAGGGGCGGAAGCAAGGGGAGCAACUUCAUCACUUCCGGCUGGAAGCCCCCGAGCCAGUACGGUAAGGGUUGGGACAGCCGCGUCAUGGUUAGUAAAGGCAGCGACCCGGCAGCGACGAAUGUGGCAGGUCUUUCGCUGGGUACUAGGGAUGCUGCUGCGAGGACGAAGCGGAGCGCAGGUUUCCAAGUUCCCAGGAUCUCUGAGAAGUGAGCUUGAUCACGACAGCACAGACGCGAGUGCGAUAGAUGCCAGUAAGAGCUCGUUCGUAGCCGCGGGGAUGUUAGAGCAAAACGAAAACAAGAACAACACCCGUGACGCGCCGGCUACAAAAAUGCUCUGUGUGACUUGUUCGCGCUUUUCAGCACUCUUGUGUAGAUCAGGCUGUCAUGCUGAAGUGUUUUUUUUUCUAUAUCUCGAACAGUUCAACUAGUGGCAGUAAUUAUACAUCUGCAGCUCUCUGUUUUUCAGAAAAUUACCAACCGCGGCGACAACGACACUAAGUAAGAGUAUCGAAGAGGAUAAUUUGAGAUGGGGACUACUUUACUUUGAAUAGAGCAGCAUUGUCAUAAUAAAAUAGUCAGUGUCUAUUCGUCAGACAAUUCUUGAAAUUGUUCACUUGAGCGCUCGAUAUAUCAAUGCGUUGUUUCUUCUUGAUGCACAGACAGAGAAAAGCAAGCAGCUUAGCAAAAAUGAGAGCGCCAUCUAAACUCGGCCAUUGUCUCAAAUGCCUGCCAUGCGGAGCGCUUGUGCAGGCUGUAGCGUUGCGGUCAGCUGCUAAGUUCAUUAGAGAUAUUUUCUUUGAUAUACGAGUUACUCGAGCCUUUUUUGUCGGCAUCAGAAACAUGUGGUUUUCUAAUUCUCAGGGUUUUGCUUAUGGUUCGUGAAUCUUUACCUUUUGGUUUGAGUCUUCUCGUUCUUUAUAUGCUUUGAAGUGCGCUUGUGCCGUCCUCUCCUUCAUUGAUCUUUUCAUGGGAGUUUUGGAAAUAUUCAGUUCUGUCUUGCUUUUUCGUUUUUGCUGCAGCCGUAAUAAAAAGUAGUGAAGGUGUUCGCUUUAUUUCCUCCUGGAAGCUCGUUUUAUGCGAGAGGAUCUGUGUUCCUCUGCGUCAAAUUAGUCCGUUCCUGGUUAGUCAUUUACUUAGAUGCUUCCGUUCCGUAUGUGCCCUCACGACCACGGUUUGACUAGCCGUUUGAUGCUCUGCAAAAAACAGGUAGAAACUUUUGCAAAUUUUACCUCUUUGGCGGAGGUGGC